GUAUGCAUGGGCUGGAGACGGGCGGGACUGCCCUCAGGGGAGCUCGGGCAGACACCCUCUAAGUGAGGUUAGAGGAGCUUCGGAGCGAACCCGUGCAGAGCGCCUGGACCAGUCAGGCUACAACUGGAUCUAGAAACAGCAUAGCUAUCUCAGGUGUAAGUCAUGACCGUGGAAGGGAUGCCACGUCCCUGGCACUUGCGAUGGCUGAUUCUAGGAGGCUGUGGUGCUGCUGUCUUAAUUAUCACUACUCUCCUGGGGGCUUCCUUUCUUCAAGUAUCAGUUGUGGUUCCUCGAGAACGCAGAGACAUCUCCUCAGCACAACAGGCCAUCUACAGAGCUGUCCAGGAGGCAACAGGGAAGCCCUGGGCCCAGCCCCAUCAGGGGUCUCCUAGAAGCCCUGCUGGAGCUCCUUUGCAGUGUGACAUUUCUCCUGAUUACCGCUUUGACUGUGCCCCAGAAAAGACCCUCAGUCAGGAGCAGUGUGAGGCCCGAGGCUGCUGCUAUGUCCCAGUGGCUCAGCAGGGAUUCUCUCAGAUAUGGAAGCCAUGGUGCUUUUUCCCACCCAGUUACCCUAGUUACAAAUUGGAGAACCUCACCACCACAAGGACAGGCUACACCGCCACCCUGACUCGUACAGUGCCUACCUUCUUCCCUAAGGACAUCCUCACCCUGCAUUUGGAGGUCUGGAUGGAGACAGAAAGCCGACUACACUUUAAAAUCAAAGAUCCUGCCAAUCACCGUUACGAGGUUCCUAUAGAAACCCCUAAAGUCAGUAACAGGGCUCCUUCUCAGCUCUACAGUGUGACAUUUGAGAACAAUCCCUUUGGUUUGGUCAUAUCUAGGAAGUCAAAUGGAAUGGUGUUGCUGAAUACAACUAUUGCUCCCCUGUUCUUUGCUGACCAGUUUCUCCAGAUUGCUACCUCUCUCCCCUCCUCAUACAUCAUUGGCCUUGGGGAACACCAGACUCCCCUAAUACUCAACACCAACUGGACCAAGAUCACCUUAUGGAACAGAGACAUAGCACCUGAGCCUACGGGUAAUCUAUAUGGUUCCCACCCUUUCUACCUAUGCCUGGAGGAUGGAGGGUUAGCUCAUGGGGUCUUUCUGCUGAACAGCAAUGCCAUGGAUGUAGUAUUACAACCAAGACCUGCCCUGACCUGGAGGGCAGUAGGAGGCGUCCUGGACUUCUACGUCUUCCUGGGACCGGAGCCAAAGAGUGUGGUUCAGCAGUACUUGGAAGUCGUUGGAUACCCAUUUAUGCCACCUUAUUGGGGCCUGGGCUUCCACCUGUGCCGAUGGGGCUACUCCUCCACCACUGUCACUCGACAGGUGGUAAAGAACAUGACAGCAGCUAACUUUCCCCUAGAUGUUCAGUGGAAUGACAUAGAUUACAUGGAUGCCAGGAGGGACUUCACUUUCAACAAGGACAACUUCUCGGACUAUUCAGCCAUGGUGCAGGAGUUUCAUCAGAGUGGCCGGCGGUACAUCAUGAUUGUGGAUCCAGCUAUCAGCAGCUCUGGUCCUCCUGGGAGCUACAGACCCUAUGAUGAAGGCCUGAAGAGAGGAGUGUUCAUCACCAAUGAGAUGGGCCAGCCUCUGAUUGGGAAGGUGUGGCCUGGGGAAACUGCUUUCCCUGAUUUCACCAACCCCCAUACCCAGGACUGGUGGUAUGACAUGGUGGAGGAGUUUCACACUCAAAUACCGUUUGAUGGCAUGUGGAUUGACAUGAACGAGCCCUCUAACUUUGUAACAGGCUCUGUGGAAGGUUGCCCCAACAAUGAUCUAGAAAAUCCUCCCUAUGUGCCAGGUGUGAUUGGAGGCACCCUCAGGGCAGGAACCAUCUGUGCCUCCAGCCAUCAAUACUUGUCUUCCCACUACAAUCUGCACACUCUGUAUGGACUGACUGAAGCCAUUGCUUCCUAUGAUGCCCUGGUGAAGAUUCGGGGGAAGCGCCCCUUUGUGAUAUCUCGAUCUACUUUUGCUAGCCAUGGCCGUUAUGCCGGUCACUGGACAGGAGAUGUGUUUAGCAGCUGGGAACAGCUGUACUAUUCUGUGCCAGAGGUGCUACUCUUUAAUUUGUAUGGGGUACCUUUGGUGGGAGCAGACAUCUGUGGCUUCUCGGGCAAUACUUCAGAAGAACUGUGUGUGCGAUGGACCCAACUGGGGGCCUUUUAUCCCUUCAUGCGGAACCACAAUAACAAAUAUAACCAGCCCCAGGAGCCAUAUGUGUUCAGUGAAGAGGCUCAGCAGGCUAUGAGGAGAGCCUUUACCUUGCGCUACGUGCUCCUGCCCUAUCUCUAUACCCUGUUCUACAAAGCUCAUUCUCGUGGAGAGACUGUGGCUCGGCCCCUAUUUUUGGAAUUUCCCUUGGACCAAAACACCUGGACACUGGACCGACAGUUCCUGUGGGGGGAAGCUCUCCUCAUUACCCCAGUACUUGAAGGUGGGAAGAUCGAAGUGAAUGGCUACUUUCCCUCAGGCACCUGGUACCCACUUUUGGAGGUACCAAUGGAGCCCCUUAAUGACCUGUCUCCUUUGUCUCCUCCUCUCCAUGGCUCAGUCAUCCAUAGCAAAGGGCAGUGGUUCACCCUGCCUGCACCACUGGAAGUGAUCAACGUUCACCUCCGGGCUGGAUAUAUCCUUCCACUGCAGGAUCCUGGCCUCACCACCACAGAGUCCCGCAAUAAACCGAUGACCUUGAUUGUGGCCUUAACUCCAAGUGGCAUGGCCCAAGGGGAGCUGUUCUGGGAUGAUGGGGAGACCCUCGGUACACUGGAAUGGGGUCACUAUACCCAAAUCAUGUUCGUGGCUUACAAUAAUGUCAUUCUGAAUGACCUGGUACAAGUGACCAGUGAGGGCACCAGCCUGAAAUUGAGAAAAGUGACUGUCUUAGGUGUGCCCAGCAGCCCCCAUCAGGUUGUCUCCAAUGGUGUCCCAGUCUUCAACUUUUCCUACGAUGCUGAUAACAAGAUCCUGGACAUCCCUGUGUCUUUGUCGGUGGGGGAACAGUUUCUCAUCAGCUGGUCCUAACUAGAGGGACACAGGUGAAUGAGUUUUCUGAGACGGGAGUGCCUAGGCAACCAGUAAGACCUGAAGACCCAGCAAAGCCAUCAGAAAAGGCCUGGCAGUAGCAAUGGCGAAGUUAGUGAGAAGCCAGUGCAGCAGCUGAGAACUGAUAGACCCUGUCUAUCAGUAGACUGACCUACAAGCUGAUGCCACACCCUCCAUGGAUGCAGAGGGAUUGCCAACGCCUUUACUACAAAGCAAACUUGGUAUGGGCUAAAAAUGGGAGAAAAGAACUCCCAGGGUCAGGAGUAUCAUGGUAACCCUCAGCUUUGUGUGUUCCCUGCAUGUGUGCCUCACUUCUAUUGUGCUUUUCAUUUUGUACCUAUUCCUCUUACAGACCACGUGAAUGCAGAGGGUCAGUGUACCCCUUGUUUGGAAUGAUGUUUUCUAAUUUUGGGCCUUGUUAUACCUUCUCAGUAAUCACCCUUUUGUAAAAGCUAAUUGCUAUCAAUUGGUUAAUUGAUAUUGGGGGACACACUGGAUCAGGGCUUAUUGAACAAUUGCUAUUACUACUCUAUUAAAUUUAAUAAAUUUAAAUUAAAUCUAUAUUUCUCUUAAAA
Messenger RNA from Vombatus ursinus (common wombat), 3626 nucleotides. It is a transcript of the gene GAA, whose product is annotated as glucosidase alpha, acid. The record is from RefSeq and is a predicted model, not a curated record. The transcript has 21 exons. Gene Ontology annotation, cellular component: lysosomal membrane. Gene Ontology annotation, biological process: lysosome organization; glycogen catabolic process. NCBI's taxonomy places the organism in Eukaryota, Metazoa, Chordata, Mammalia, Diprotodontia, Vombatidae. Bases 163 to 3030 code for a protein of 955 amino acids. Gene Ontology annotation, molecular function: carbohydrate binding; alpha-1,4-glucosidase activity.